Messenger RNA from Leucoraja erinaceus (little skate), 5747 nucleotides. RefSeq names its product metabotropic glutamate receptor 8-like. Gene Ontology annotation, cellular component: membrane. Gene Ontology annotation, molecular function: group III metabotropic glutamate receptor activity. NCBI's taxonomy places the organism in Eukaryota, Metazoa, Chordata, Chondrichthyes, Rajiformes, Rajidae. The transcript has 10 exons. The record is from RefSeq and is a predicted model, not a curated record. Gene Ontology annotation, biological process: regulation of synaptic transmission, glutamatergic; G protein-coupled glutamate receptor signaling pathway. The coding region runs from base 269 to 2980 and encodes 903 amino acids.
CAUCUCCUGGAGCCGCCGAGAUACGAGUCGCCUUGUGCCGGGUCGCCCCCGGGGAAGGGGGGGACCGGCUUGGCAGAGAUGUGGCCGAAACCGGGCACGGAUGUGAUCAAAAAAGCGGCGGGAGCUCGCAGCCAAUGUCCCGUGGUGCCAGCCAGCGGCCGCCUCCCCUCCUGCUAACCCAUCCACUCCCGGGGCAGCCGAGUCUGGAUGCGACUCGUCCAAGUCGGGCAGCCCGCUCCACUUCAGCAGCGCUCCGGGGACAGGCAGCAUGAACCGGCCCACCUGCCCACGGUGGCUCCUCGCCGCCAAGUGUUGCUGGCUCUUGGCCGCCGUGCACAGAGGCCACGGGCAGGAACAUGCCCACUCCAUCCGGCUGGAGGGAGAACUCAUCCUGGGGGGACUCUUCCCCGUCCACUCCCGGGGCGCGGCCGGGGCGGCUUGCGGCGAGAUCAAGAAGGAGAAGGGCAUUCACAGGAUGGAAGCUAUGCUCCACGCGGUGGACCAGCUCAACCGCGACCCGGACAUCCUGGCCAACAUCACGCUGGGUGUCCGCAUCCUCGACACUUGCUCCAGGGACACUUACGCCCUGGAGCAGUCCCUGACUUUCGUCCAAGCCCUGAUUGAGAAGGACGCCACGGACGUGAGGUGCGCUAGCGGGGAACCCCCCAUCAUCGCCAAACCGGACAAGAUCGUGGGAGUUAUAGGCGCCUCUGCGAGCUCCGUCUCCAUCAUGGUCGCCAACAUACUCAGACUUUUCAAGAUCCCGCAGAUCAGCUACGCAUCGACGGCCCCGGAACUGAGUGACAACAGCCGGUAUGACUUCUUCUCCCGAGUGGUCCCUCCCGACUCGUACCAGGUGCAGGCGAUGGUGGAUAUUGUCACCGCCCUGGGAUGGAACUACGUCUCCACUCUGGCCUCCGAGGGUAACUACGGGGAGAGCGGCGUGGAGGCAUUCAUGCACAUCUCCAGGGAAACUGGUACUGUUUGUAUUGCCCAAUCGCUGAAAAUCCCUCGCGAGCCGAGACAGGGAGAAUUUGACAAGAUUAUAAAACGCUUGCUGGAAACGCCUAACGCUCGUGGGAUCAUUAUAUUCGCAAAUGAAGAUGAUAUCAGCCGUCUACUGGAAGCCACCAGAAGAUCUAAUCAGACGAAGCACUUCCUCUGGGUCGGCUCAGACAGCUGGGGUUCAAAGGUCGCCCCGGUUCACCUUCAUGAAGAGGUCGCUGAAGGGGCCGUGACCAUCCUGCCAAAGAGAGCCUCGAUUGAAGGCUUCGACAGGUACUUCAGAAGCCGCACGUUGGAGAACAACAGGAGAAAUGUCUGGUUUGCUGAGUUCUGGGAGGAGAACUUCAAUUGCAAACUGAGCUGGCACGGGAAGCGGAACAGCAAGAUCAAGAAAUGCACAGGACUGGAAAGAAUUGGAAGGGACUCGUCAUAUGAACAGGAGGGGAAAGUGCAGUUUGUCAUUGACGCAGUGUAUUCCAUGGCACAUGCCCUGCACAACAUGCACAAGGAACUGUGUCCUGGUUACGUUGGCCUCUGCCCAUCGAUGAACUCCAUAGAUGGCAGGGAAUUGCUUCAGUUCAUCCGAGCUAUAAACUUCAAUGGAAGUGCCGGUACUCCUGUGAUGUUUAAUAAAAAUGGAGAUGCUCCUGGGAGAUAUGACAUCUACCAAUAUCAGAUCACCAACACGUCCUCACAUGGGUAUCGGGUUAUUGGACAGUGGACUGACAAUCUUCAUCUCAACGUGAAGGACAUGCAUUGGGGCGGAGUAGAUCCCACCAUCCCGCAGUCGGUGUGCAGCCUGCCCUGCAAGGCUGGCGAGAGAAAGAAGACGGUGAAAGGGGUGCCCUGCUGUUGGCACUGCGAGCGCUGCGAAGGCUACCACUACCUGGUGGACGAGUCGACCUGCCAAAUGUGCCCGUUCAACCGCAAGCCCAACGCCAACGGCACCGACUGCCAGCUCAUCCCCAUCAUCAAGCUGGAGUGGCACUCCCCGUGGGCCAUCGUGCCCGUCUUCAUCGCCAUGCUUGGCAUCAUCGCCACCACCUUUGUCAUCACCACCUUCAUCCGCUACAACGAGACCCCCAUAGUCAGGGCGUCCGGCCGGGAGCUGAGUUAUGUCUUGCUGACUGGAAUAUUCUUGUGCUACGCCGUCACCUUCCUAAUGAUUGCCACCCCCGAUAUCGUUCUCUGUUCCUUCCGUCGGAUCUUCCUGGGGCUGGGCAUGUGUAUUAGUUAUGCCGCGCUGCUCACCAAGACUAACAGAAUUCACCGAAUCUUUGAGCAGGGUAAGGCUUCGGUCUCAGCACCCAGGUUCAUCAGCCCGGCCUCCCAGCUGGUGAUCACCUUUAGCCUCAUUUCCCUGCAGCUUCUGGGAGUCUUCAUCUGGUUCGCCGUGGACCCUCCCCACACCAUCGUGGACUACGGUGAGCAGCGGACUGUGGACCCGGAGAAGGCCAGGGGCGUCCUCAAGUGUGACAUUUCUGACCUCUCUCUCAUCUGCUCCCUGGGGUACAGCAUUCUGCUGAUGGUCACAUGCACUGUGUACGCAAUUAAAACCAGAGGCGUUCCAGAGACCUUCAACGAAGCCAAACCCAUCGGUUUCACCAUGUACACCACCUGCAUUAUAUGGUUAGCUUUUAUUCCAAUAUUUUUUGGCACAGCCCAGUCCGCAGAAAAGAUGUACAUUCAGACGACCACCCUCACCAUAUCCAUGAGUCUAAGUGCUUCUGUAUCCCUGGGCAUGCUGUACAUGCCUAAGGUUUACAUUAUCAUCCUUCAUCCAGAGCAGAACAUGCAAAAACGCAAGCGUAGCUUCAAGGCGGUGGUGACGGCAGCCACGAUGACUACCAAACUGUCACAGAAAGCAAGUGAAAGGCCAAAUGGAGAGGUCAAAACAGAACUCUGCGAAAGCCUAGAAACAAACACCUCCUCCACCAAGACCACCUACAUCAGCUACAGCAACCAUGCAAACUGAGCGUAUCUGGUGCACAGCUUGAAGUAGUCCAACGGGGACUGCAUGCGUGAAGCCCACCUUCGCGUCCCAUCAUUUGGAAAGCGCUCUGGGGAGGAAGGACGGCCUGCGGUGGUGAUGAUGGGAUGGGGGGGCCACAGGGGAGAGAAGCCCCCUCCCCCCGGGCUCGGCAAGUGCGAGAUUGCCCCACCCCCCCUCCCCUUUGUGUAUUCCGAGACACGGCAUCCCAGUGACGAGGAAGACACACAAGGGCCAUCGACUGUUUGCACUCCUUGUGCGCGGGCCCUGAGCCCUGGGCCAGAGGGAAACCCAUGCCUGAUGUUCUAAUUGUAAGUCUAGUGACUGUGCAUCUAUCCUUUCGGUUCUGUGGUCUAUCUACCCUUGUUGCACCCUAGUUUUCGAGAGGCUCUUGUGCCCUGAGCCAAUGCAAUAAACAGGGCGUUCAAUGUGGAUCACAGCAUAGCGUGGCGUACAAUAAAUAAAUGCAAGGGUUGAAGAAGCAUGUCGACGUUUUAUAUGACUGAUUUAUUUGUAAUAAAGGAAUGUUUUUUUUUUGCAAAAUCCAGAGAUGUACAUUCUGUUUUGCGGGUUCCAGCGUGAUUUAUUUAUUUUUUUGUUUUUGUGCCGUGUGUGACUCUUUUACAAAAGCGACGGGGGCCAAAUGCUCACCACGUUCUCGUGUUUCCAUGAGCUCACCAUACAGGGCGACUGCACCCUGUCCAGGGGCUCGCACAGUGGGCGUGAAGCUCGGCCGCGGCCGUUCGGCACAUCAAGGCUGUUCUAGCCCCCACACCCUACCACUCCCCACCACACACACACACACAAUCAGACAAUGGCAGACCCAUGGUUUGUAAGAUCGCAGGUCGGUAUUAUUGCAUCCUCCCCGUGUUCUGUACGCGUACAGAAAGAUAUGCAAUGGGGGUGCGGGUUUUAGUUGCAAGUCGCAAGGGUCUUGGAGACAACAGUUGCACACAGCUCUCUGCUUGCCUCGCCCAUACAUUACAUGCAAGCAAAGAAUUUCACUGCCUAGUUACACGUGACAAAGUAUUAGUAUUCCAAUUCCACAUGCCCCCUCCCGCCUCUCUCUUGGCCCUUUGCAUUUAACUCAGGACAGCUGGGGAACACCUUUCGUACAUUUAGAUAGCGCCUACCUACCCUGUAGGAACUCUUUCCCUGGGGGACACAAGUUCCACAUAUACAACGACGCCAUUAAUGCAGUGAAUAGAUCAGCGGGAUGCAUAGAACAGUACGGUACAGGAACAGGCCCACAAAGUCUGUGCCGAAUAUAAAUGCCUAGGUAAACUAAUCUCAUAAGGUUGACGUGAUCCAUAUCCCUCCACUCUGCAGAUCUGGAGCAAAAAAUGCCAUUGAUCAGCUAAGUAGUUGUGCGGAUGUGUUAUUUUCUUGUCAUGAUAUCUCUAAACGUGUCCUCCCUAGACCAACCAGCUGAAUAUCAGCGUGUAAGGCACAAUAGUUAUACUAGGCGCAUCCCCUGGACCUGAGCUAAUUGCUCUGAUUAGUUGGCGUUGAAGCACCUGACUGCUGUCCUGAUUAGAUCGGCGGGACCCCAGCUCAGCAAGUCAUGAUUGCCCCUUUGAUGGGUCGCCCAGUUUUUCUUUUGCGGGCGCAAGGGACUGCAGAUGCUCGUUUACAGAGAGAGGGAGGACACAAAGUGCUGGAGUAACUCAAUGGGUCGGGCAGCAUCCCCUGAUGACACGGUGGCACAGCGGUAGAGUCUCUGCCUAACAGAGACCAGGUUUUCAUCCUGACUUCUGCGUGGGGUUUGCACGUUCUCCCUGUGACUAGUCAAGUCAAGUCACAUUUAUUUAUAUAGCACAUUUAAAAAACAACUCUCGUUGGCCAAAUGCUUUACAUUUGUUAUAAGAAUAGUAUAAACAAACAAACUACAUACAUAUAUACAUAUGGCCCUCGCUCAGUGGAUGUCAGGAAGGCUUGGGAGUAUAGAUAAGUGUUUAGUCUUGACUACGUGGGUUUUCUCUGGGUGCUCGGGUUUCCUCCCACACCCAUAAGACGCGCAGUUUGUAGGUUAAUUGGCUUCUGUGAAAUUGUCUCUAGUGUGUAGGGUAGAGCUGGCAGUGUAAGGGGUGAACGCUGAUCGGCACGGACUCAAUGGGCCGAAGGGCCUGUUUCCACGCUGUAUCCCUAGAACUAAAACAUAUCAAUAUCUAAUGUCGCCCGUUCCUUUUCUCCAGGGAUAGUGCAGCUGCGCCCGUCCCGUCCCGCUGAGUUACUCCAGCUUUCGGUCUCAACCAGCAUCUGUACAAUUCCUUCCCCGCGCACUUUGUGCCUUUGGUUCCCCUUCUGCCCGUCCAAGUCCAACUGGAGAGCGGCGGCUCCGCGGCGUAGUGCGGUGGACUUUGCCCGGCUGCUCCCUUUGGCGAGAAAGAAGCAGCUUUAUCCCUGGGGUCCGUGUAAUUAAUUUCACGUUAGCAAGCUCAGCCGCGGCCACAGGUAGGGGAGGGGAGAGGAGGGAGAGAGAAGAGCGCAGCAUUUGCAAAUAGAAUGUAUUAAGUUUACAAGCCCGAAAGCUCCCACCAGUGGAAUGAAUGUUUCACGCGUCUAUUGUGGUCCGGGGCCAGGCUGGCGAUGAGCAACAUUGCGGUACGUUUGUUGAUUUCCUCAUUUCUCCAGUCAGUGCUUCCAUUCGACAAGAACCGACAGGUCUCACCUAGCUACACAGACACAUUCUUGGGCUGUUUUUUUUUUUUUUUAAAGGACCACCCAUCAUAAAGCCCCCCCCCCCCCCCCC